GGGCCCUGCUAUUGGUCGCCAAAAUGGGCGCGCAAGCACGGCCGGCUGUCCGGUGUUGAGUCCAUUGAGUUCGUUUUAAGUUGAUUCAGCAUCCAAACAAAAAUUCGUUGAAAAUUCGCGGGAUUGGUCGUUUCGGAGGUGUACGGUAUACGGAUAUAUACUUCGCGAGCUUGGUGCCAGAUCCAGGAGGAUUCCCUAUGUCGCCUAGACGCACUCGCGCAGCAACAGCGGUACAAUCUACUGUUUCCACCAGGUCGCAGGCGCAGAAAAUAAAUAACGUGAACCAAGAUGUGGUCAAAUCAGCACAAAAAAUUCGACAGUCGCAGAGAAAGGAGAGGACUACAAGUGUUAAAGAUAAUUUGGAAACCACUACUAAACAAAGUACCUCAAAAAAAAAAUCUAACACAGAGGUAACAUUUACAAAAUCUGCAAAAAGAACUCGUCGGAAGCUGAAUUUAGAUGAAGAAAUAAAAACUGAGAAUAUUCAUACAAUAUCCAGGGAUCGAAGCAUGGAUUCUAAUGAUUCGUUCAAAGUAUUAAAAAAUGAGUGUAAUAAUAGUAUUCCAAUAGUGGAACUCAUCAGAAGCGAUAUGUCUAGGAUCAAUAUUUCAAAAGACUUAAAUUUAGAAGAAGUUCCCAGAAAGUUACAACGGAAGGCCUCUGCCACAAACAUAAAAAUACCAUCUAUUAUAGUCACUCCCAAGAGCACGCCUCCUAAGCUCAGUCUUACUCCUCACAGAUCUAAGAAAACACCUAAAAAGUCGCCAAUUUUUUUGGGCUCUCCAAAAACACAUUCGUUAGCUGUACCAAAGUUACUUAAGAGUCCAAGAAAGUUGUCUCUUACUACAACAUCUGAGGAGAACUUAGAAAAAUCAAAUAGUAAUUCGCAUAAUAAGAAAUCACGAAAGAAAAAUAGGCGACAUGAUGAUUCUGGUGAUUCCACGCCCAGUCAAAGCAUGUCGAAGUCACUAAAAACAAAAAAACAAAAGAAAUCUGACAUUAAUUUAAAAACAUUUGUACGUAAAUUUUCGAAGUCGUCAAAAAUAGUAUUGAGGUCUCCGGAAUCAAAGAAUUCAAAAUCACGCAAAUUAAAAUUAUUAUCGCCAUCCCGGGCGAAAAAGAGUCCGUUGAAAUCUAUUAGUCCGUCUUUUAGUUUUGAUGAUAUACCGAAACUUGAUUCCAAAUCAUCUAAAAAUAAUAUUAAAAAAUCACCUAAAAAGAAGAAUUCACCAAGAGCUAAACGAAAUUUAUUAUAUUCAAGAUUAACAAAAAUAUUAUCAUCUACGCAAAUAAAAGAUGUGCUGGGAGAACCAAUAGUGUUAGUGGAAAAACUAUCGUCUGAAGGCAUGAAACGACAAAAUAUGGUUGCUAAAAAAACUCAAUCAAAUACUUCAAUCGGAGUAAAAUCCCCCUUAAUUAGUCCUGGGAGCAAUUCCAAGGUAUCAUUACCGAUCAAAAGAGCUUCUAGUCCUGGGAGCAAUUCCAAGGUAUCAUUACCGAUCAAAAGAGCUUCUACAGGAUCAAAUAUAUCUACUAAUCGAAAUUCCAGCAUUAAAUUAAGGAAUAAUAGUAUAGAGAAAUCCCCUAAAAUAUCGCCAAGAAUUAAAUGUAAUACAUUGUGGGAAAAAAAUAAAUCGUCCACGCCCUUAAUGUCAUCCACUCCACAGGCAGUGGUGGCAUUAACAGAUAUAAGUUUAGAGUCCAAUACUUCUAUUGCAUCUGUAAAUAACAUGUCUCUUACUAAAUUAAGACAUAGGAAUAAUCGAUCCAAUGUGCAGCUGUCUAAUACGAUAAAUAAAGAUAUGAGCAUUGAAAAUGUAUCUAGACCUUCUCUGCUUGAUAAAGAUAUUAGUAAUACUAGUCAAUCUCGCUUUUCAAGUGCCAUGAAACAAAAUACUACUUAUGACAAAGAUAUGGAAAAUAAGCAAGAAAACAAGAAAAAUAAUACCUAUGAAUUGGAACAGCCGCAGACGCAAAAUUUACAACAAAUGAUUAGGAAACGCACUUCAAUAGAUGCAAAUUUAAGUGCGAAAAGUAACGCUAAGAAAGCUAAAGUACGAUUUGCAGAUGUAACAUCCAGAGCAGAUAGUGCGCAAAGGUUGAUUAAUAAACUAAACGGAUCGCGAUCAAACAUAUCACAUAAUGUUAGCACACAACGUAAAAAUAAUGUUACGAAUUCAGCUCACAAAUCGAAAAAAGUUGAAACUCUGAAGUUUAAUCAAAAUUCAUUAAGUUCUCCUUUUAAUACAAGAUUAAAUCCAAGAUUACUAGUAGAUACGCCGAGAAAUCAAAUUACACCGAAAAGUCUUGCAUCAGUUGAAAAGAAAUCAGAAAAGAAGUCAUCUACGAAAAAGGUACCAAAUUUCGGGAGGAUACAUGAACAAAUGUUUGCUAAGUCAGAGUCACUCAUAGAUGCAAAGAAACGAUUGGAAGCUAGGCACUUAGCCUUCACUACAAACAAAGCUGUGCCAAAGGUAGAUAUAAAGAAGGAAGAGAGAAAACCAUUGCCAACUGACACAAGCGAUGGUGUUCACAAUAGAUUUGGAUUUAAGGUGAAGAAGGUAGAAGCUACGCAACUUAUGAAAAAACAACCUGCUUUUUCGAGAGAGAAGCAGCAAGAGAAAACGCGAAUGAUGCUGAAAGGUGUGCGAACAAAUCGACGCUUCGAUUUGCAAAUGAAGGCUCGUAAUAUAAACUUGUAAAGAUCUGUGCUUUAUAUUUGUACCUCAAUCUUUCUUUUUAUUAAUGUUGUUUAGCAUUUAAGUUUUUCUCUCUUUUUUUUG
Messenger RNA from Pogonomyrmex barbatus (red harvester ant), 2783 nucleotides. RefSeq lists its product as uncharacterized. NCBI's taxonomy places the organism in Eukaryota, Metazoa, Arthropoda, Insecta, Hymenoptera, Formicidae. The record is from RefSeq and is a predicted model, not a curated record.